CCUCCGACGUGCUGCUAAACAAGAAGGAGCGCCGCAGGAACAGCAUCAACAGGAACUUCGUGGGCGACUACCUCGGCACCGACAACCACCCCGAGAUCCGGCAGUUCGUCGGCCGCAGAGAGAGGAUCGACUUCGCCGACGUGGUGGUGAAGUUCGACCGCAGAUUCAGGACGGUGAAGCGGGACCUCAUCCUGACCCCCAAGUUCCUGUACCUGAUUGGUCGAGAGAAGGUGAAGCAGGGUCCGGAUAAAGGCCAGAUCCAGGAGGUUCUGAAGAGGAAGAUCGAGAUCAACAAGAUCCAGUCCGUGUCCCUGAGUACGCUGCAGGACGACUUCUUCAUCGUCCAUGAGGAAGAGUACGACAGCGUCCUUCAGAGCGUCUUUAAGACGGAGUUCCUGAGUCUGCUGGUGAAACGCGUCCAGGAGAAAACGGAGAAGAAGCUGCCGCUGAAGUUCAACAACCUUCUGGAGUUCAAGGUGAAGAAGGGGGGUUGGGGUCCGUUCAGCUCCUCGGGGUCCCGGCACAUCCAGUUCCAGGCGGGUCAGGGGGACGAGGUGGUCUUUAAGCCCAGCGGGAAGGUCCUGCAGGUCUCCGUCGGACCGGGUCUGCCCAAAAACUCCAGACCGACAAGGAAGGACAACCGCAAGAGUCGCUACAUGGGGAAACAGACCCCCUCCAGCCAGAACAGCUCAGCUUCUCGCCCCAGAGGAGGCGGGCCCUCGGGCAGAGACUCCUCCUCGCGCCGCUCCCUGCUGAGGCAGUCCACCAUGGAGCAGCCCAGCCUGCCCCGCAUACAGAACCAGCUCCGCCACGACCAGCCGACGCACAAACAACACGACAUGGGCUUCAUGAACGUCCCCGACCAGGGCGCCGCGGGGCUGCAGCGCCGGCGGUCCAAGGAGGUGAAGCCUCUUCCUGGAGCGGGUCGACCCAAACCGGCUCCCAAGCCCAAGCCCCGGGCCCCCCAUUGCCGGGCCCUGUACGCCUACGACGCCCAGGACACAGAUGAGCUGAGCUUCAACGCUGAGGAGGUCAUAGAGAUACUCACCGAGG
Messenger RNA from Gymnodraco acuticeps, 1053 nucleotides. RefSeq names its product unconventional myosin-Ie-like. Gene Ontology annotation, molecular function: ATP binding; actin filament binding; microfilament motor activity. The record is from RefSeq and is a predicted model, not a curated record. NCBI's taxonomy places the organism in Eukaryota, Metazoa, Chordata, Actinopteri, Perciformes, Bathydraconidae. Gene Ontology annotation, biological process: vesicle transport along actin filament; actin filament organization. Gene Ontology annotation, cellular component: plasma membrane; myosin complex; microvillus.